Molecule: messenger RNA, 2230 nt
Organism: Capsella rubella
Lineage: Eukaryota; Viridiplantae; Streptophyta; Magnoliopsida; Brassicales; Brassicaceae
Exons: 5
Coding region: 396-1802 (468 amino acids)
Source: RefSeq, a predicted model, not a curated record
AGUUGGUUGUCCCAAAAAGAAAAGGAAAAAAAUAAAAUCUCCACCGCUUUGAGAGAAAAAAGUGGGGAGAGGAGAGAGAGAGAUUGAGACAACGCACCAACUGUUGCGGCUCAAAGAGAUCUCGAUCGGGAUCCACUCGACGGAGAUAGAGAGCUACGGAUAUGGGAUCUCGGCUACUUCACUGUUACUUCCGUUUCGUCUUCUACUGUCACUCCCACAACUGCUGCAACUAUUUUCCUUGAUUGUUUCUUCCUCGGCGUUUCACUUUGAAACUUACAAUACACUCUCGCUCUCGCUCUCUCUCUCAGGGAUUUAAAUCUUCACGUUGUCAGCACAUUGUUUGUGGUGCUAAUCUAUUCUCUAUCCAGUUUGGGGUUUCCUGAAGAAAAAUAUCAAUGGGUUCAAGAUACGCAUCUCACCAGCUCAGCAAUGGGCUCUUUGUUUCUGGUCGGCCAGAGCAACCUAAAGAAAAGCCUCCAACAAUGAGCUCAGUAGCCAUGCCAUACACCGGGGGUGAUAUCAAGAAAUCAGGAGAAUUGGGGAAGAUGUUCGACAUUCCGACAGAUGGGACUAAGUCAAGGAAGUCUGGCCCCAUAACUGGAGGUUCUUCAAGAAGUGGUGCGCAAUCAGGUCCCGUGCCUAAUGCAACUGGUCGUAUGUCUGGCUCUUUAGCUUCUGCUGGGUCAAAUUCAAUGAAGAAAACAAAUUCUGGACCUUUGUCUAAGCACGGGGAGCCUUUAAAGAAAUCCUCUGGUCCGCAAUCUGGUGGUGUAACAAGGCAAAAUUCCGGCCCUAUUCCUAUACUCCCAACUACAGGUCUCAUAACAUCUGGACCAAUUACCUCGGGACCUCUAAAUUCAUCUGGGGCUCCUAGGAAAAUUUCUGGUCCUCUAGACUAUUCUGGUUCAAUGAAGACGCAUAUGAAUUCCGUUGUCCACAACCAGGCGGUAACUACCCUUGGUCCGGAAGAUGACUUUUCCUGCAUGAACAGCUUCCCCAAGCCUGUGAUGUGGCUGGUGAUCCUUAUAUUUGUAAUGGGAUUCCUUGCUGGAGGCUUCAUUCUUGGAGCAGUUCACAAUGCAAUUCUCCUCAUUGUUGUGGCGGUCUUGUUCACAGUUGUUGCUGCACUUUUUAUUUGGAAUAUUUCUUGUGAAAGACGUGGUAUCAUAGAUUUCAUCGCUCGUUAUCCUGAUGCUGAUCUUAGAACUGCCAAAAAUGGUCAAUACGUGAAGGUCACUGGGGUUGUCACCUGUGGUAAUGUGCCGCUUGAAUCAUCCUUCCAUAGAGUUCCCAGAUGUGUUUACACGUCUACUUGUCUAUAUGAGUACCGUGGAUGGGGUUCAAAGCCAGCCAGUGCUUCACAUCGUCGCUUCACAUGGGGUCUGAAAUCAGCAGAGAGGCAUGUGGUAGACUUCUACAUUUCUGAUUUCCAAUCUGGGCUCAGAGCAUUGGUCAAAACUGGAAAUGGUGCAAAGGUAACACCUCUCGUCGAUGAUUCUGUUGUCAUCGAUUUUAAGCCAGGAAGUGAGCAAGCCUCUCCAGACUUUGUAAGGUGGUUGGGUAAAAAAAAUUUAACCAAUGAUGAUCAAAUAAUGCGGCUUAAAGAAGGGUAUAUCAAAGAAGGAAGCACAGUAAGUGUGAUUGGAGUGGUUCAGAGAAACGACAACGUGUUGAUGAUAGUCCCAACUACAGAACCAUUAGCAGCUGGUUGGCAAUGGAGUAAAUGCACAUUCCCUGCAAGUCUUGAAGGAAUCGUAUUGAGAUGCGAAGAUUCAUCGAAUGUAGAUGCAAUUCCUGUCUGAUGCAGUAGUAGUAAGUCUUUUAUUUUUCUUCUUCCACGGUUGGUAGACGAAAAUCUCACUGUUCCACUUCGGCUUCAUCAAUAUUUUUCAUGAAAUCUGAAAUGUGUUCUUGGUUGGUGGCUUUUCGCUCUCUACUAAUGAUGAUUCCUUUGGUUGGUGGUUUUACAGUAGUGUUUUCUUUUUCUUUUCUCUUUUCCUUUAAUAUUUCUUUUUUUUUAUAUCAAGUUAUUAUUAUUACAUUAGGAUGAUAAUGGUGGAUGUGGAUUUCUUUUCUAUGACUUAAUUUGUGUUGUGGGGGCACUCUUCUUUGCCUGAUGGUUUGUAAUUGUAAAGCUCUUCUAGUUAUUCUUUUUCGACCGAAUUUGUGAUCUAAUAUAAUGGGAUUAUCUUCUUCGUUUGGAAUGUAAUUGAUCCUGUUGCAUGUUGAA